This is a messenger RNA of Pseudopodoces humilis (Tibetan ground-tit), 1854 nucleotides long. Lineage: Eukaryota; Metazoa; Chordata; Aves; Passeriformes; Paridae. The record is from RefSeq and is a predicted model, not a curated record.
GGGACAGAGCUUCAGCUGAAGCCGAGUGCAAGGGGCAGUUCAGUUUCACUUUCGAAGGUGCAGAGGAGGGAGAUAUUCUCUUAAUUUGUAGGUAAAUCUUCAAACUAGUCCUGCAGUCAUUACUACCAUUUUAAAUUACUCUUGGGGGUUUUUUUUGGUUGGUUGGUUUUGUUUUUGUUUUGUUUUGUAUUGCUUUUUUGGACCUCCCAAUAACACAGGUGCCUCCUGACUCUCCAAGUCCGUCCAGAAUUUGAGCUGUGCCAAGACGACUUUCUUCAGUUUUGGAACUAUACAGAGCUCUCCAUAUAUCAUUAAGGCAUGAUCUAAUAGCAUUAACAGCUUGAUUCAAUAAUUAACAAGAAAUUGCAAAAAGACAAGGAAACUGCUGCUGAUAACCACAAACAACUUGGCUGUGGGAAAGGAACAGCUGUGUCAUUCUAUUUAAAAGAGAGCCUGAGACGAAGAAACCCGAGUUCUUCUAGGGCAGGUGAGCAGCCUCUGGGGAGGCUGUUGUUACUGUCGAUUUAUUUGACUUGGUGCUGGACCCUCCCUGCACCUCAGGUACUGAUUUCAUUUCCAGCAGGAAAUGAAAAACAUUUAUUUAUUUCUCCUUUCCAUCUUACCUUUUCUUUUGAAAGUCACUGGCACCAAAGAUGUUAUAUUUGGUCAUAAUAAUUUCACAGAGUAUCAAGUGGGAAACAUGAACCUCAUUCUCUCUGUCCCACAUGGUGGGUCCAUGGAACCUAAAGACAUCCCUGAUCGAGAGGCUGCCUGUUGGGAUGCGAAGACAUCCUCUUGUAUUUUCUCUCAUGACUGCCCUCCUGGAAGUAUUCAAAAUUCUGAGAAAUGCAAAGUAUCUACCAACCAAGACAGGUAUACUAUAGAGGUGGCUCAGGCUCUUGCUGAAGAAAUCAACAUUACUCAUGGCUUCUUCCCACAUAUCAUCAUAAACCACCUACAGAGGUUCAAGAUGGAUGCUAACAGGGAAAAGGAAGAAGGCUCCUUUGGAAUUCCCCAAGCAGAACAGGCCUGGGAGGACUAUAUGGGAUUUUUGACCACUGCAAAAUCACAGAUGUCAGAGGGCCUAAUUCUGGAUAUCCAUGGACAAGCACAUCCUGAAAGGUGGAUAGAACUAGGUUACACACUUUCAAAAACUUCCCUUAACUCAGGUGUCUUUUCUGCCUUGAAUUCCUCAAUUAGCCAUCUGGCCAGUCAGCUAGUAAAUGUGUCUUCUGAGACUUUGGUUGCAGGGAACAGAAGUUUGGGUAAAUAUAUUGAAGAACAAAAUAAGAGUUAUGUUUGUGUGCCUUCUCCAUCCAAUCCUAGCCCAAAUAAUGGAAACUAUUAUAGCGGUGGGUACAUAACAAAGACUUUUGGUUCCCGUAGUUCUGGCACCAUUGAUGCCAUUCAGCUUGAAUUGCCCCAGUGGGUGAGAGCAGCUGAAGAGCGUCACAGAUUUUGUAAAGCACUGGCAAGGGCUGUAAUGAAAUUCUGGCAAGCUAACUACUGCAGCCAGUACAAGCACAAACUUCUGCCAUGCUGAAAGAAGCAGUCUUGUUAAGAUAUCUGUUCUUAAUAGUGAUCUGGAACAACCAAACAACUCAUUCAGCUGGAACAUUUAAGCCUGCAAAAUAAUUGUGGAUGCUGAUAGAAAGAAACCAUCCUGCAAAGGAAUGCAUCAACAUAGAGGAAAUCCACAGUUAACACCAACAAAUCCAUUAACACAUAGCUUUGCACCAGGCCCAGCAUUGAAAAGACUGAUGUAAGAUGAGUGGGUGCAACUAUCACUUGCCUGUGCUUAAUUUCUUUCCAGUCUCAUCCUCUGUUUUGAAGCACAUAAUAAACAAUCUUCUA